UUAGGCCUGCAAAUAUCAUGUUUGUAACACUAUCAAGAUCACAGAUCUACGUAUAUUCUUCAUGUAUACAACAAACUCUUUAAACAUACAGGAUAUAGUGCAGCUUUAUGCUUGAUUGCUCUCUCUAAUUGGUCAGCCAUUCGUACAUCACAUCCAUGGCGGAGAAACAGGAAGAAGAGGACGUUCCGAUCUCUUCACAAGGCUUGACAUGUCCAAUGUGUCUUGGUAUAUUCGACGAUGCAACCCUCUUGACCUCUUGCGGACAUACCUUCUGUCGAACCUGUCUCAGGAAAUACGACCUAUCCCACCAGGAUCUUGAUCACAUGGUAUGCCCUCUCUGCAGGACAGUGACGAAGUUGUCCGCUAACCGGGUCGACGAUCUCCUCCCCAAUGUGACGGUCAAUGGACUCGUGGACGACCACCGUGCCAGGUCUGGAGGGGGCAGUGCCAUCCUGGAGAUGCGGCAAAAGUGCACUGUCUGCAACCUUCAGGUAGAGGCCAUCGCUUUCUGCAGUACAUGCGAUGCAUACAUGUGUGAUCAAUGCUGCGUUGGCCACAAACAACUGAAGCUGUUCUUCGACGGUCAUGAGAUCGUAUCUAUCCAUGAUAUCGUUGAGGGAAAUUUCAAACCUGGUAGCUGCUCCGAGAAAUGUUCCGCCCACAGACAAGAGAACAAACAUAUUUUCUGUCAGGAUUGUAAGAUACGCGUCUGUUUCAAGUGUGUCAUCAUCGAUCAUCGAGAUCAUAAGAUACAAUCACAUCAGGACUUCGAAAAGGAAAUACAGGUUAAGGUGAGCGAUCUUCUCCAUCGUUGUAAAGCAAAGAAAUCAGAACUGGAGAAGAACAUUCAGACUGUGGAGACACAUCGUCAUGAAGCACACAGUGCUCUUCAGCUACUACGUGAAGAUGUCGGCCAAGCAUGUCAUACGAAGGUUAAGCAACUAGAAGACAACCGAUGUGCACUCGUUGAGAAGAUCAAUGCUCUGGAGCGUGGUUUCGAUGAAGCCCUCAACGGUGUCAAAUCGAAGGACGAACAGAUGAUCAAGAGCAUUUGUAGUUCGUUAGAUCUGGUGGCUAAUGGCAGACUAGGAUGUCUUGAGGCGGACAGUCUGGUUGCUCACACAUUCCUUUGCGAAGAGAUUGAUGGCUUGCUAAAGGAGGCUGUUGAUCAAACCUUUGUAGCAACCAUACGAGAGAAGGCACAGAAACAGAGGUUCACUCCUUCAGAAGACACUAGUCUUGACCUUGGAAAUAUCGCAGAAACAGAGGCUGAGGCUGCACUGGAUGGCAUACUGAAGGGCGCUUCCGAUGACACUUCUGCAGCAACCAUGGGAGAGGAAGCCCGGGAGAAGAGGUCCCAAUUGCCACAAACACUGGCCAGACCACAGUCCAUAAGUCAACCAAAACCAUGUGUCAUUAAGAGUGUAGCUCUACGUGACAAUUUUGAAGCGAUGACAAAAUACAACAAUAACUCAGUGGCAAUCACAUAUCGGAAGCCAAAUGAAAUUGAUAUCUUUAGUUCAGAUGAAGAUGUACCUUGGAAUUAUUCCCAAAUUCCAAACGGAAUGAAAUGUUUUGAUGUUGUAUUUCAAAGUGACAUGACUCUAUGCGUAUCUACAGGUCAUACAAAGGUACACAGGUAUUCUCGAAGUGGCGCUCGGAAAUCUACCACCGGAGUGAAAAGCAGUGGACAUUUUGUAAGGUUGAGUAGGAGUCAAUCAGAUGAAAUUCUCAUGACUCAACAUUCUAACUAUGUUUCCAUCUACGACCCCUCUGGAAAGACACUCAAACACAAUUUGCCAACUACACACGAAAUCACUUACCAGGCAUCUCCAACGAAGUCGGGUUUGAUCGUCACAAAUUGUUCUUUCAGGAAAACUAAAUACCCAAGGAUGGUGAUGGUGUAUGACAGGGACGGGAAUUCCGGGAGGUAUCUACAAUCUCCACAGGGUGUCCACCUGUAUCACGCCGUGGACGAGCAGGACAGGGUGUAUGUAGCGAGUUUUGAUCAAAACACCGGACAAGUGCUGAUCAGGCUCUAUGAACUUGAUGGUCUGAACCUGAAGGAGAGAGGACGGUUCAGUCCACAGUACGUGAAAGGCAUAUAA
Strongylocentrotus purpuratus (purple sea urchin) is the source of this 2108-nucleotide messenger RNA. RefSeq names its product E3 ubiquitin-protein ligase arc-1-like. Gene Ontology annotation, molecular function: ubiquitin-protein transferase activity; zinc ion binding. The coding region runs from base 156 to 2108 and encodes 650 amino acids. The transcript is spliced from 3 exons. Lineage: Eukaryota; Metazoa; Echinodermata; Echinoidea; Camarodonta; Strongylocentrotidae. The record is from RefSeq and is a predicted model, not a curated record. Gene Ontology annotation, cellular component: nucleoplasm; chromatin. Gene Ontology annotation, biological process: positive regulation of DNA-templated transcription.